Messenger RNA from Cladophialophora yegresii CBS 114405, 1623 nucleotides. RefSeq lists its product as uncharacterized. Bases 1 to 1623 code for a protein of 540 amino acids. The record is from RefSeq and is a predicted model, not a curated record. NCBI's taxonomy places the organism in Eukaryota, Fungi, Ascomycota, Eurotiomycetes, Chaetothyriales, Herpotrichiellaceae. Gene Ontology annotation, molecular function: NADP binding; flavin adenine dinucleotide binding; N,N-dimethylaniline monooxygenase activity. The transcript is spliced from 2 exons.
AUGCCAGUCACGGUGGCGGUGGUGGGCAUGGGCCCCCUCGGCCUGAUGGCGCUGAAGAACUUCAAGGAAGACGGCUUCGAAGUACGCGGUUUCGAAAGGCGACACUGGGUAGGCGGCCUGUGGAAGCAGUCGUUCGACACCAGCCUCUCGACGACAGCCAACACCGUGUUCAACAGUAGCCGGUUCCGCAGCGCCAUCUCCGAUUUCCCCUUUCCCGACGAGGUGGACGACUUCCCAACGGCGAAGCAGAUGUGGAAGUACUUCGAGGAUUACUGCGACGCGUUCGACCUGCGGCCUCGAAUCCACUUCGGCGCGGACGUGCAAACGUUUUCGAGAAAGCACGGCAAAUGGGCCGUAGAAUAUGUCGAGGAUGGCACCACGCACACGGAAUACUUUGACAAACUUGCCGUCUCGCCUGGCUCGUUCGUCAUUCCGAGAUGCCCCAAGUUGAGAGGUAUUGAGACAUUCCAAGGCACAGUCCUUCACUCGAUCGAUUUCCCGGACCCGGCGACAUUCCGGGGCCAGAACGUCCUGCUGGUCGGCUUCCACGCGACGGCUCAAGAUCUGGUGGUCGAGCUGGCGCCGCACGCUGAGAAGGUGUACAUUGCGCACAAGAACGGGUUGGUCCUGAUGUCGCGGUACACUCACGACGGCAAAACGUACGACCAGGCGCAAACCCUCUCCGUGCUUUUCCUGCAGAUCUUCCUGACAAAGUGGUUCCCCCGCGUGUGGGACUGGAUCUUCGAUACCGCCAUCCAGUCCAUGUCCAAGAAAGCAUACCCUCACCAGCGGAGGGAGUGGAACCUCUCACCAGCGCCCUCAUCGACAACCAGCCCCCCUCUGAUCGCCGACGCCAUCUACCCAUUCCUCGAAAGCGGCUUCGCGGAACCGGUCGCCGCAGUGAAACAGAUCAAGGAACCCAACGACAUCCUCCUGACGGAUGGCCGCCUCCUCAAGGACAUCCACACCAUCAUAUACGCCACGGGGUACGAGUCCGCCGUCCCCUGCGCGCCGCCCGAAUAUAACCCCUACCCCGUGCCUGACGAGGCGCCGAUGCUCUACCGCAACGCGUUCCCGCUUCAUGGUGACGCCGCCGUGCGCGAAAGCCUCGCCUUCCUGGGGCAAGGAGGCAUCGCGUUCCCCGGGUUCGUCCAGUUCGAGCUCGUCAUCUUUGCGGUGUCUCAGGUGUGGCGCGGCAAGGCGCACCUGCCGCCUCUGAGUGAGAUGCAGGAUUGGCAUCAGGGCCAUAUGGCGUGGCGACGAGACGUCAUUGGCAGGUCGAAGUUCGACACGAAGCUCCUGCCCGUCUUGCUGCGCCUGCCGGAUCAGAUCGAGUGGUUGGACAAGGCGGGCGGGACGGGCGUGUUCGCGCACUUUUCGUGGUUCGGCGGCUGGUUCAGCUGGCGGGCGUGGCGCUUCUGGUGCGAGGAUAGACGGUUCUACCGGCUUUGCAAGGACGGGUUGUGCUCGCCGGCUGUGUGGCGGCUGUUUAACAUGGGAGGGCGGAAGCCUUGGGUGGGGGCCAAAGAGCAGAUCAUUCGGGACAAUGAGCUUGCCGAGAAGAGGCGGGAGGAGAGGCUGAGGGCUGUGGAGAAGACUCAACAGGGCCAGAAGGAUAAAUAA